AUGGGCUCGGUCUUUCGGCGUUUUCUGUCUGUGCGUCUUUCAGGCGCAGUCUUCCGGCGGGCGUCUGACCUGCUAGCCUAUCUCUCGCAGUGUCCUAUUCUAGAUGCGCUCUCAAGGCGCGAAGCUGCGCAGGUGGCCCUGUUAAUGCGUUGGCAGCAGUUUCUUCCCGACGAGGUCAUUCUGCGGCAGAACGAAAUGUGUUCUUACCUGCUGAUUGUCAUGAAAGGUGGAGCGCGCGGCGUGCGACAGCUCUCUCGUGACGGGCCUUCAGAGACUCUCGAGCGCUACGAAGAAGGCUCCUGCAUGAACUACCUCUGCCUGCUUCAGGAUCUUCCGAACUCGAUGUCGGUAGUUGCGGAGCCUCCCCAAGGCUGUAUCGUGGCCAAGCUGUCGCGGUCGCGUCUCGAAGGACUCCUCGGCAACGUUGAAAGCCUCCUUGACCGACAUCAGGGGGACGACGACGACAACGGCAAGGGAUACGCCGAGCGCCUCGGCAGCGAGGUCAAGAAAACAUGGGCGAGGAUGGUGAAGAUGGCGGGGUCUCGAUAG
Messenger RNA from Besnoitia besnoiti, 549 nucleotides. Its product is annotated as cyclic nucleotide-binding domain-containing protein. The transcript has 6 exons. The record is from RefSeq and is a predicted model, not a curated record. Bases 1 to 549 code for a protein of 182 amino acids. NCBI's taxonomy places the organism in Eukaryota, Apicomplexa, Conoidasida, Eucoccidiorida, Sarcocystidae.